This is a messenger RNA of Ipomoea nil (Japanese morning glory), 1582 nucleotides long. Its product is annotated as basic 7S globulin-like. Gene Ontology annotation, biological process: proteolysis. The coding region runs from base 135 to 1328 and encodes 397 amino acids. The transcript has a single exon. The record is from RefSeq and is a predicted model, not a curated record. Gene Ontology annotation, molecular function: aspartic-type endopeptidase activity. NCBI's taxonomy places the organism in Eukaryota, Viridiplantae, Streptophyta, Magnoliopsida, Solanales, Convolvulaceae.
UUUUUAUUGUUCGUCUUUAAUUUAUAUUUAUUGGCCGUGGCGCCCCUCCGCAGACCGUAGUAAGCAGACUGUUCCAAACAACCCUACCUUGCUUUUCUUCUUUCCCUUCUCUCUGGUUUAGCUUCCAAUCUUCCAUGGCUUACAAUCCGAGCCUUCUUUCACUCUUUUCACUCGUUUUCUUGGCUACUAUUUCUCUUGCUCAGAGACCCUUUUUCCCACGGGCCAUUGUUAUUCCGGUUUCCAAAGAUUUCCCCACUUCACAAUAUGUUGCUCAGCUUCAGAUGGGCUAUAAUCUUGCUCCUUUGAAACUGGUUGUCGAUGUCGGUGGUCCGUUUCUCUGGGCUGAUUGGGCUUCUUCGUCUCAGGGCUCCAUCCCCUGUGGCUCUCUCAAGUGCUCCAUGGCUAACCCCAAAGGAUGCACCAGUAACGAGAUCUGCGAGCUUCAAUUCGAAAAUCCCGUCUCGAAAAUGGCCGGAUCUGGGGUUUUGAAGGAAGACACCAUAGCUGUGGAGCUCAUAGAUGAGCCCAACGCAGGUUCUUUUCUCUCUCAUGUUCCUAAUUUCUUGUUUUCGUUUGUCCCGAGUUUCUUGUUCCAAGGCCUGGGUAAUGGCGUGAACGGGGUGUUGGGGCUUGGGAAUUCUAGGAUUUCGUUGCCGUCUCAGCUUGCAAACACUUUUGGUAUUCCUAGAAAAUUUGCUGUCUGUUUGUCCUCUUCUAAUGGUGCCAUAAUCUCCGGUGACACUACCUAUGAUGUUUCGAGAUCUAUGAUGUACACCCCUUUGAUCUCCCCCCAAAAUGGCACCACACAGGAGUACUACAUCAACGUGAAAUCAAUCAAAAUUAAUGACAGGAAAUUGCCCCUCAACACAUCCUUGUUGGUCUUGGAUCAAGAAGUUGAGGGAGGGACAAGAAUCAGCACAGUGGUUCCCUACACAACCUUAAAGACCACAAUCUACCACCCAUUUCUGGACUCCUAUUUGGAAUCUGCUGCUUCCAUGGGGCUCAGCAGGGUGGACCCUGUGGCACCAUUUGAGGUUUGCUUUAGUGGUGUUGGGUCAGAUGUUCCAAAGGUGGAGUUUGUGUUGCAGAGUGAGAUGGUGAAAUGGAGGAUGAAUUCAAUGGUGAAAGUGGGUGAUGGGGUGAUGUGUUUGGGGUUCUUGGAUGGUGGGUUGGGGCAAGGGGCUUCAGUUGUGAUUGGAGGGUACCAAUUGGAGGAUAAUCUUUUGGAGUUCAAUUUGGGCACUUCUAUGCUUGGUUUCACUUCUUUAAUGGCAGGCACAAGUUGUUCUCACUUCACAAGAUUCUCUAUGGAGAGAGAUUCAGCUUGAUUGCUGGCCAAUUUUGGAGAGAUAUCCCUUGUACAGGUGGAUGGAUGGAUGUAAAAUUCCUGUUUUUGUUACAUUUGAGAGUCUAAUUUCUAUGUUUAACUGUUGACUAAUAUCAUGCUUGUGAUUGCCCUUUUUGUUACAUUUGAGAGUCUAAUUUCUAUGUAUGAGAUAAAUAGAUGAAUGUAGAAUAAGUCUAAACUCCUCUAUGGUUCCUUGUUUUAUAAUAUCUUUGCCUUGAAGUUUUGUUAUUGUAA